Molecule: messenger RNA, 720 nt
Organism: Salvia hispanica
Lineage: Eukaryota; Viridiplantae; Streptophyta; Magnoliopsida; Lamiales; Lamiaceae
Product: RING-box protein 1a-like
Molecular function (GO): zinc ion binding
Source: RefSeq, a predicted model, not a curated record
UUUUUGAUAUACAAAGAUUUCGAUUGCCAUUGCCUUCCCCCAAAUUAAUACUCUGCAAAACAGCUGCCAUUAACCCUAGCAAAAAUGUCGACACUCGACACCGACGUCAACAUGGUUCCGGCCGGAGAGGGCUCAUCCGGCGCCGGCCCUUCCACUACCACGCCGCACUCCUGCAAGAAAUCGAAGAAAUUCGAGAUUAAAAAGUGGAACGCCGUCUCGCUUUGGGCUUGGGAUAUCGUGGUCGAUAAUUGUGCUAUUUGCAGGAACCACAUCAUGGAUCUAUGCAUUGAGUGCCAGGCUAAUCAAGCUAGUGCGACGAGCGAGGAAUGCACGGUUGCUUGGGGGGUUUGCAACCAUGCUUUCCACUUCCAUUGCAUCAGCAGGUGGCUUAAGACUCGCCAAGUUUGUCCUCUUGACAACAGCGAGUGGGAGUUUCAGAAGUAUGGUCACUAGAGUUUGUGACUGGACUGGUCACUGGCUUCCUCCUUCAAGUUUGGCCAAGAGAAUUAGUGUUCCUAUUGUUUCUUCUUGGAGCGAACAUUAAAGAAUCGGGAGCCUUGAAUCAUCACAAUAUAUCAUUUGGACAUCUUUUUCUAAACAGAACAUCUUUAGACACAUGUUUUGCUCUGCCUAGUUAUUAUCAGCACCAUCUUACUAUGCUAAUGAUUUGUGGAUAUGUCUCUUGUUGGUUGUUGCUGAUAUCGAAAAACGAUUUAUCUA